CUCGCGAGAUUGUAGAUAUGGCUGCGCCUAUGCAGAUUUUGCGGUCGUCCAUGCGACUUUCGUCGUAUCGAUGUUUAUGCAAAAGCAGAUGGAAUCGGAAGGCGGCUGCAGUUACGAUACCGUCUCGAAAUCUUAAUCUACAAGAAUACCAGAGUAAAAAGUUGAUGGAAGAUGGCGGUGUGUCUGUACAAAAAUUUGUAAUGGCCAGUAGUCCAGACGAAGCUAAAACUGCUGCGGAAAGACUAACGGUGGAUGAAUAUGUAAUUAAAGCUCAAAUUCUGGCGGGUGGAAGAGGCAAGGGGACAUUUUCUAACGGCUUCAAGGGAGGCGUGCAUUUAACGAAAGAUCCAUCCAAAGUAGAAGGGAUUGUUGAAAACAUGCUUGGUAACAAACUGACAACGAAACAGACUUCAGCUGAUGGGGUCAAGGUCAACCAGGUGAUGGUGGCAGAAGCUCUAGACAUUGCUAAAGAAACCUAUUUCGCCAUUGUGAUGGAUCGAGGGUACAACGGCCCGGUCAUGGUUGGCAGUAAACAUGGAGGUGUGGACAUCGAGGAAACAGCAGAAAAAGAUCCAGACUCAAUUAUCAAAGAGGCUGUGGACAUUGUGACGGGUAUAACUGAGGAGCAGGCUCUAAGGAUGGCAGAAAAACUAGACUUUACAGGAGAGCAUCUACAACAGGCAGCCACACAGAUCACACGUCUGUACAACCUGUUUGUCAAGGUGGACGCCACACAGCUAGAGAUCAAUCCAUUUGGAGAGACACCAGAUGGACGAGUGGUUUGCUUUGAUGCCAAGUUGAAUUUUGACGACAAUGCAGAAUUCCGGCAAAAGGAAAUAUUUGAAAUGGAGGACACAAGUGAAACAGACCCACGAGAGAUAGAGGCCAGCAGACUCAAGUUAAACUAUAUUGGACUGGAGGGCAGCAUCGGAUGUUUAGUGAACGGAGCAGGUCUUGCCAUGGCAACUAUGGACAUUAUCAAACUUCACGGAGGAGAACCAGCCAACUUUUUGGAUGUGGGAGGCGGUGUAUCAGAACAGCAAGUUUACGAUGCAUUCCAGCUCCUUACUGCAGAUUCACAUGUCAAGGGAAUUCUUGUCAAUGUGUUUGGUGGCAUCGUAAACUGUGCCACCGUAGCUACUGGUAUCCUCAAGGCCUGUCAGAGGAUCGACCUUAAGCUCCCCCUGGUGGUACGACUAGAAGGACAAAAUGUAGAAGCAGGAAGAAAAAUCUUAGAAGAAAGUAACCUCCCUAUAAAGGCAGCUUUUGGAUUUGAGGAAGCAGCAAAGCUAGCAGUAGCCAGUGUAAAGUAGAUUGUGCUACACCAGUGUCGGCCAGUUUUGGUCUACAGCCUUGCCAUUUAGUUGAGGCUGUCUUUUUUCACUUCAAAAGUUCAUAAAACAGGCCAAUUUAAAUCAGAAUAAAAAAAUUGAAAUUUUGGGGAGAUCCGAAACAAAGAAUUUAUUUAUUUAUUCGGUAUCCUGUGAAAAUUUUGCAUCCAAGCAUGAUAGACAGUACUAUGUAAAGUUAAAUUUUGAAAUACACAUGUGCUAACAUAUCUAUUUUAACUGCCUUUUCUAGAGAAUUUUGUGACAAUGAGGAACCAGUGUUUUUUUGGUUUUUUUAAUGUUUAUAUGGUUUGAACCAUUACCGCCCUGGUAGCAUUCUGGAGUCGAAUUAAACAUUUUGCAUACUUAACUACUCGUAGGUACGGUGGUGGCCAUGUUAAGAAUACAAUGCAAGUUUUAGGAAGGUAGCGAUGUUAAGUAAAUAUGUGGGAAACGUAAUAUUGCAGAAAUGCAUCAGGGCGACACAGUAAACCGUACAUUUUAGCGUCAUUCUAAUUUAGUGCUUUUGGAGCUAAUUUGUAAACUCUAAAUGAGGUUCAUCACUGUCAUUAUAAAUCACUGUUUCCUAGUAUUAUAGAUAUCCGUAGUGUUAAAUCAUGAUUUUAAAAAUUGUUGAUGAUUGCUGAAACAUGAGUUCACAAAUAUAUAUGUAUUUAAUAUAGAAGUGUACCUAUUUUUUAUAAAGUUAAUAUUGUGAUGAAGUGAAAUUAUCAGAUUUUCACAGAAAAGAUGAUCCCCUAUUCCAACCAGCUGAUAAGGAAAUACCAAUGUUUUCAUUAGAAAAUUGCAUCAAACGCUAAUACGAAGGAAGUGACAUGUCAUACCUCUAAUUAUGUUAUCGGAACAUACUUAAUUAUAUUGGCAUUAAGAUUAUUAAUGUAAUCAAUGUCUAGUCGUUCAUACCUCAGCGUCAGUCUAUUGGUCAUUAUUUCCCAUAAUUAAUUUUACUUUGUCUAUGUUGUUGCAUAGACAAGAAAAUCAUGUUAUUUGGUUGAUGCUCAGAUAUUCUGUGAUAUUUCUGGUAUCAAAUGUUGUGUUUUUAUCACAAUUUUAAAUCAUGCCUAGUUAUAGGUAAUAUAAAACCAGAUUUUAUUUUGUUUCCCUGAGAAAAAAGCAUGUACUAUGUUUUGUUGCAAAUGCAUAUCUGUGUUAAUCAUCCAAUGAUAUCAGGAAAGAGUGACAUCAUGAGUGACAACAUAUGUUCGAUGUUGACAUUUCACUCGUACGUAUAUCAUUUCUAGCUAUUUUAUGUGGAAAACAUUGACAAAUAAAGCAAUGGAGAAUGGCUAUAAACAAAAACGAUAUUCAUGAAUUAUAUAUACCCGUUCACUGAUGGUAUCAAUAAAUUGAAAUAAUGAUAAUUAAUUUUCAAA
Mizuhopecten yessoensis (Yesso scallop) is the source of this 2722-nucleotide messenger RNA. RefSeq names its product succinate--CoA ligase [GDP-forming] subunit beta, mitochondrial-like. Gene Ontology annotation, molecular function: succinate-CoA ligase (GDP-forming) activity; ATP binding. The transcript is spliced from 11 exons. The record is from RefSeq and is a predicted model, not a curated record. Lineage: Eukaryota; Metazoa; Mollusca; Bivalvia; Pectinida; Pectinidae. The coding region runs from base 18 to 1313 and encodes 431 amino acids. Gene Ontology annotation, cellular component: mitochondrion; succinate-CoA ligase complex. Gene Ontology annotation, biological process: succinyl-CoA metabolic process; tricarboxylic acid cycle.